UGCAUGCGGUUGGAGUUCUGGGCCACGCGGUGGGGAGGAGGAGCCUCAGAAGGAGGAGGUGGGGGACCCGAUUGGAUGUAUGGGAGGCGGUGGCGGAAGUGGCGCGCGGUCCUCACACUGGCCCUGGAAAUUUUUUCACAUGUCUUCUGAGAAAGCAACAAUUACAGUUCGUCUCAUUCGUUCCUUUGAGCAUCGCAAUUUCAAACCACUUGUUUACCAUGGAGUUAAUUUGAACCAAACUGUAAAAGAAUUUAUUGUAUUCCUAAAAAAAGAUGUACCUUUAAGGGCAGGCCUCCCUCCCCCAUUCAAGAAUUAUAAGUAUGAUAAAAUGAAGAUUAUUCAUCAGGCACACAAAUCAAAGACUAAUGAACUCGUGUUGAGUUUAGAAGAUGAUGACAGACUCUUGUUAAAAGAAGACUGGACUAUGAAAGCAGCUGGAGUUGCUAAUGAAACUGAAAUUGCGUUCUUCUGUGAAGAAGAUUACAAGAACUACAAAGCUAAUCCUGUUUCAUCGUGGUGAAGACAUCUGGGGCUUUUUUUUUUUCAUUUCAUACCUAGAGUAAGCUCUUUAUUUUGCUUAGUGAGGUUUUUUUUUUUUUAACUGAGAAAUAAAUCUUAACAGAUUAAUCCAUG
Monodelphis domestica (gray short-tailed opossum) is the source of this 633-nucleotide messenger RNA. It is a transcript of the gene C4H2orf76, whose product is annotated as chromosome 4 C2orf76 homolog. Lineage: Eukaryota; Metazoa; Chordata; Mammalia; Didelphimorphia; Didelphidae. The record is from RefSeq and is a predicted model, not a curated record.